Messenger RNA from Lotus japonicus, 3087 nucleotides. RefSeq names its product transport inhibitor response 1-like protein Os04g0395600. The transcript has 3 exons. Lineage: Eukaryota; Viridiplantae; Streptophyta; Magnoliopsida; Fabales; Fabaceae. Gene Ontology annotation, cellular component: SCF ubiquitin ligase complex. The record is from RefSeq and is a predicted model, not a curated record. Bases 567 to 2438 code for a protein of 623 amino acids. Gene Ontology annotation, biological process: SCF-dependent proteasomal ubiquitin-dependent protein catabolic process. Gene Ontology annotation, molecular function: protein binding.
UUUCUCCACCUCAGCUAUUGCUAUAAAAUGCCAAGGGUGACAAGUUCCUAUGGUCCUUUGGCUUCAUCAUCCAGUAAAACUAAAGUGAUUUGAGUGCUUUGGUUCAUGGUAAAGAUCCGAACUUUGAUUGACCCUGUCUUUUAUUUUCUCUGUCAUCACUCUUCUUAUUCUAAUAUCCAUUUAUAACACACAUACACACACUGCAUCUUCUUCCACCUCUUCCCAUUUUAUGGAUCUCAGAUUCAGUGUCCUUCUUCUGGGGUCCCCAAAAAUUGUUUACAGUUACACCCCAGUUAAUUUUCUUUCUGUUUUCUUCAAAUCAUGGACCAAAGCUACCAGCUUUGUAGUCAAAGACUGAAGAACACACAUCAAGCUAGUUUUCACCAUUGAAAAGCACCCUUUCAAGGAUUUUCUGUCAUUCGCAGAUACCCUUUGUCUCACUUUGAUUGAAUCUUCUUUCUUAUUGAGAAGAUCUUUGUUUUCAGUUUUCAAAUCUCAUUUUGAUUCAAAAGGGUGCUAUAAAGUUUUGAUUUUUUCUCUUGGGUUUUGGAGAUUCUGUGUUGAACAUGGAGUGCAGGAUCAGAAAGAAGGAAUCUCCAGAACCAAACAUCUUGAACCAAGCUUCACCUUUUCCUGAUGAGGUGUUGGAACGAGUUCUUGGCAUGGUGAAAUCACGCAAGGAUCGGAGCUCAGUUUCACUGGUUUGCAAAGAGUGGUACAACGCUGAGAGAUGGUCAAGGAGGAGUGUGUUCAUAGGGAACUGUUACUCUGUCUCUCCUGAGAUCUUGACUCGCAGGUUCCCAAACAUUCGUAGUGUUACACUGAAAGGGAAGCCUCGUUUCUCAGAUUUCAACUUGGUUCCUGCAAAUUGGGGUGCUGAUAUUCGUUCCUGGCUUGUGGUGUUUGCUGACAAGUACCCUUUGCUUGAGGAGUUGAGGCUCAAGAGGAUGACUGUUUCUGAUGAGAGCUUGGAGUUUCUGGCUCUUUCUUUUCCCUAUUUCAAAGCUCUUUCCCUCCUGAGUUGUGAUGGAUUCAGCACUGAUGGGCUGGCUGCAAUUGCCACUAGUUGCAAGAAUUUAACUGAGCUUGACAUACAAGAGAAUGGUAUUGAUGACAAAAGUGGUAACUGGUUGAGUUGCUUCCCAGAAAGCUUUACAUCAUUGGAAGUAUUGAACUUUGCCAACCUUCCCAAUGAUGUAAAUUCUGAUGCACUAGAGAAGCUUGUCAGUAGAUGUAAAUCAUUGAAGACUUUGAAGGUUAAUAGAAGUGUAACACUAGAACAGUUACAAAGACUACUUGUUCGCGCCCCUCAGUUAUGUGAACUUGGUAGUGGUUCAUUUUCAGAAGACGAUCUGACAGCUCAGCAGUAUUCAGAGAUUGAGAGUGCGUUCAACAAUUGUAAAAACCUCCAUACCCUUUCUGGUUUAUGGGAUCCUGCAGAACAAUAUCUCCCUCUUCUGUACCCUGCUUGCACAAAUCUUACUUUCUUCAAUUUAAGUUAUGCUCCUCUUGACGGCGAUGAUCUUGCUAAGCUUCUUGUUCACUGUCCUAAUCUUCGGCGCCUUUGGGUUGUGGACACAGUGGAAGACAAGGGACUGGAAGCUGUUGGUUCACACUGUCCACUGCUUGAGGAACUGCGUGUUUUUCCAGCAGAUCCCUUUGAAGAUGAGGCCAUUGGCCAUGGGGUUACUGAAUCAGGGUUUGUUGCUCUCUCUCGUGGAUGCCCGAGACUUCACUACGUGCUCUACUUUUGCCGUCAGAUGACCAAUGCUGCUGUUGCUACCGUUGUGCAAAACUGCCCCGACUUUACUCAUUUCCGACUCUGCAUCAUGAACCCUGGUCAGCCAGAUUACCUGACACAUGAACCUAUGGAUGAAGCUUUUGGAGCAGUUGUUAAAACUUGCAGUAAACUCCAGAGGCUCGCAGUGUCAGGUUUACUGACUGACCUAACAUUCGAGUAUAUAGGGAAGUAUGCCAAAAAUUUGGAGACUCUUUCAGUGGCUUUUGCUGGAAGCAGUGAUUGGGGCAUGGAGUGUGUGCUGAGAGGCUGUCCAAAGCUAAGAAAACUUGAGAUAAGGGACUGCCCAUUCGGCAAUGCAGCACUUCUGUCGGGUUUGGAGAGGUACGAGUCGAUGAGGUCGCUGUGGAUGUCUGACUGCAAGCUGACAAUGAAUGGGUGUAGAUUGCUGGCGAAAGAGAUGCCGAGGUUGAACGUUGAAGUAAUAAAGGAAGAAGGAUGCUAUGAGGGUCCGGCUCAAAGAGUUUAUGUUUAUCGUUCUGUUGCUGGCCCAAGGAGGGACGCCCCUUCAUUUGUCCUCGCGCAUUGCGGGCCCCACAAUGCGCGAGGUUCAGGAAAGGGUUCAACCACUUGGUCUAUUGUAUGCACUAUGCAGCCUUAUCUUGUUUGUUACAUGAGAGGCUAUUUCCAGAACCUGUGACCUCAGUCAUAUGACAACAACUUUUCAGUACUUGCUAGAUUGGAGUUUGGAACCCUCCACACAUUUCUCUUUCAUAACUUAUCCCUUUGAAAUUUGUAUUUGCACUAAUCCUGUGUCUAAUGAUUGUAUUAUUCAGCCUCUGGAUGUUUCCUUAGAUGGCAAACCCCACAUACUCAUAAUCAAGCCUCAAUAAUGUGGAAGGUGGAAGCAAGAAAAGAUGGGGGUAAUGCAAGAUCCAAACUCCAAUCAUGUUGCCAGUGCUUGAAACGUUGCCAUUGAUUGUUCUCUUGGAUAAGGAAGGCCAAGACAAGCAAUAAAGCCAGCUUUUCAUAUCCUAUAAUUGCAAUGAACCUGCUUCCUCAGACAAGCUAGGGCCACCAAGUGAAAUAAUGCAACCGUCCAUCACAGAUAAGCAAAUGUGAGGCGAAUAAAGGGGUUCCUGUGCAAUCAUUGUCAACAAUAUCCACAUGAAGUGAAAUAUCUGUUACUGAAAGUUAUGUAAUUCCAUAGGAGGAUCAUGGUUGGUUGAUGAAAUUUAAUGGAUGCUAAAGACAUUUUAUUGCAGAUUGAAAUAUCUAUUCUUGAAAAUAUAACUUUGCCUUCUCAUUAUGGUGGAAGUCAUAGAAAUAACUGAAAUUUUUGAUAAAAA